Messenger RNA from Colletotrichum graminicola M1.001, 294 nucleotides. RefSeq lists its product as uncharacterized. The coding region runs from base 1 to 294 and encodes 97 amino acids. The record is from RefSeq and is a predicted model, not a curated record. The transcript has 2 exons. NCBI's taxonomy places the organism in Eukaryota, Fungi, Ascomycota, Sordariomycetes, Glomerellales, Glomerellaceae.
AUGAAGUACACUCAAGCUAUCGUGUCGCUUUGUGCUCUGGGGGCGAUUGCAAUGCCCCUUACGCCUGUAGCUAGCCGCGAGGCUCCCAUCGUUGGCGACUCUUCUAUGUCUCGCCGCGAGGCUCCCAUCGUUGGCGACUCUUCUAUGUCUCGUCGCGAGGCUCCCAUCGUUGGCGACUCUUCUAUGUCUCGUCGCGAGGUUCCCAUCGUUGGCGACUCCUCUAUGUCUCGCCGCAAGGCUCCUAUUAUUGGCGACUCCUCUACGGCUCGCAGCGUGGUCCCUCUUGAGUAUUGA